This is a messenger RNA of Sitodiplosis mosellana (orange wheat blossom midge), 3029 nucleotides long. RefSeq lists its product as uncharacterized. The coding region runs from base 2445 to 2945 and encodes 166 amino acids. The record is from RefSeq and is a predicted model, not a curated record. Lineage: Eukaryota; Metazoa; Arthropoda; Insecta; Diptera; Cecidomyiidae. The transcript is spliced from 3 exons.
UGUAGAGGUUAUUCGUGAUCAUCAAGGCGAAUCCUCCGGAAUGAGGCUCUUUCAUUGCACUUUCGAAGGGGCUGAACUCUGCGAUUAACUCUAAUGCAGUUAACUCGUGCAUACUAUUUUUGGUAGCCGGGAUUAGCGUUCGCGCUAUCCCGAAUUUAUUCUGACAUCAUUUGAAAUGAAUAAAAGCAAAUCUAGGCAGAAACUCUGUUGUUUCGCCAUGGAUUUUGCAUUUUCCGAGACAAAAACUCAUGCAAAAAAAUCAAAUCAAACUCAUUUUCAUGUGAUUUGAAUUUUCUAUUCAUUUAAUUCCUUUAUUUAGAAAAAGAGAGACUCAAAAAAAGAGACUACAGCGACUACAAUGACGAGUGCGAAAGAAAAAAGAUGAUGUUGGAUGAUGACAGCAACAAAUAUCAAUUAAGAUUAGUUUUAAGAGAAAAAUACAAAUGAUAAUACCAAUAUAGAACUUAGUUCUGCGUCGUGACAGUGGCUGCUGAAAAGUUGCAAGAGGCUAUUCUUACCGCAUAGGACGCAAACAAUUCGGCGAAUCCGUUCGAAAGAACUGGAAUGCUUUGAAUCCGAUGAUUGAACUAUGACAGUUAAUUUUCUAAAUUUCCAAUUAAUUGUUAUGAACAAAAAUAUCAAUUAGCAAAAAUAUCAUAAAAAACUUAUUACCCAAUUUCCUAAAGUUUGUUACGAUAAAAUUACAUUUAAUUGCAGUUCCCAAUAAUUUUUGUCGAAAAAAAUAGCGCUUGUGUGGAACCUUUUGUUGCACAAAAAAAAACCUCCUUAUUAAAAAGUUGUCAUUGUCAUUACAACAAUAUGACGCUGAAUAUUGUUAAAUCAUCUGGUUUUAUUUAAGAGAAAAAAAACUUCGCCAAAUCCCAAGUUGCUUGGGAUUUACAAUCAGGUUCUAAAAUAGAUAGAUAUAUAUAAUGUAUCAUGUAUAUGAUGUGAUAAGUGGAAAACGCCCAGAGUGUGUGCACGAUCAACUCGCUGCUAGUUAUUCGUUUAAUUAGUCGUCGAUGUGAAUUGGUUGCGAAAAGAUGUUUACAAUGCGUGCGCCAGUGAUUGCUUUCACCAUUUUUCUAAUUUGCUCUCAAGUAUCCACAGACGAGUCGAGCAAAGAUGAGGAGCAACGCGUCCAAGGUGUGCUGUUAAAAAUACUAACGGCCAGCCUGCAAGAAUCGCGAUACGCCGUGUUUGAGCACACUAUCAAAGAAUACCAUAAAGAAUGCUUCGAUCGAGUGUACAAAAACAUCUCUGAGGCAAACAAGCCGAAUAAAUUGGAGCAACUCGAUCGUUUGGAAACGUUAUACAAAACGCACAUCGAGAAUUACCCGAAACAAAAUCGUCAGGCCAUUUUGGACGAUCAAAUUCCCGAGCCAAUUUCACGAAAUGCUGGAAUUGCUACGAAUGCACUUUGCCAACAAAUGCACGGUUUUGCAGUGUAAACAAACACAAAUUUCUCUCGCCUAAUUGAUUUUCAUUCGCUAAUCACAAGAUUCUUGGCGAAUAAAUGUAAAGUGUGAAGUCGGAGAAAAUGAGAUUGAAAAAAAAUAAAAGACAAGAAGCGGUUUUAAUUAAUAUUCAAAGAUUUUGCUGUUGUUUUUUCUUCUUCUUCUUCUCUUUUGCUAAAUAUUGAUAAUACCUGCAUUGAUUCCGCACAAUUGGCCUGCCGACUGAAAGAUAAACGAGCGAUAAAUGCUGGUUCAGAGUCAGUUUCAUGUUUGUUGAUUAAUUUCUCUCAUAAUUGUGCAUUCAUCAACAGUUUGUGUCAAUUGGAGUGAGCGGGCGAGAUCGAGACAUUCUAUGCUUACGAGAAGAAAAAAACAACACGACACAACACAAUCCCACUCUACAUCGAUAUACAAAUGCAACAGAGAUAAUUCCCAUCAGCAGCAGCAGCAGCCGUUGGAGAAGAAGAGAGAAAAAAACAAACGUGAUGAUGUUUAAAGCGUGUCUUGACUGGGCGAAAGAAAGAACGGGAAAACAAACAAGUUUAUUGUGCUAAUCAAGUGCUGUAAAAUUCCGGUAUAUAUGAGAGGAGAGUCGUACAAACGUCUCUUAUGCUGGCUCUGUGUGGUGCAAACAAUUUGCGUCUGCACAUUUUGCAUGUGAAUGUGAGAGAACUUUCUUCAGAAUUAACCGCUACAUGACUGAAUGCAAUGCGCCCAUUGCAUGGCAACCACACAUUAAUUGAAUGGUAUGCAUGCCAUCGUGUGGCCACAAUGGGUUAGAUGCAAUUUAAAAAUGCAGCGCUCACAGUGAACUUUACUUUAGCAUACGCAAUUCAUUCAUUCAUUGUGGCGGAGGCAUAUAAACAGGCAUAGCAACGAUUUUUAUUUAGUUAAAUUGGUGCGUUCGUUACGAAUUGACGAUCCAAAGAGUCGAAUUCAAAAACUCUUUGCAUCUGUGGUAGCCAAAACAAUAAAAGACUCGUGAAAAUGACCAAAUUAUCGCUGAUCAUAGCAACAUCGUUCAUUGUUCAAUUGAUUUACAUAAAGAACACCACGCCAUCAUUCACCACAGCCAUCAAGGCACGAUCCAUUUCGGCUGAGAAUCAAGUGAAACGUAUCACCGAAAAUUUGACACUGGCAAUCAAUGGCCACGAAAAUGUAGAGAAGCGAUAUGAUGCAUUCAAAGCGGUUAUCGAUCGUAUCGGUCGUAAUUGUCGCAAAGUUGCAUUUCAAUCCAUCAUUGACAAGGCUAAUGUAAGCAAUGCCAAUGAUAUCAAGGCGCAAGUUGAAGAUUACUAUGUGAAACACGUGAAAAACUCGGCGGAACAGUCGAAACAGGCCAUUUUCGAACGGCAAGCUACACAACCCAUCGCACAAGCUGCAGCUGUGGCCGUCAGAGCAACGUGCCAGCAAAUGUUAAAUAUUGCCAAAAAUCGAAUUAAAGCCGCCAAAAAUUCUCCUGAUCCAAAAUUAAAUGAAAGAAAAUAAAAUGCCCAUUCUUUUUUUCUCAUAACUUCUUUACGCAUAAUAUUUAUGGAAAAAAAUCUCUUUAUUUAUUAUUUCUUCUUCUCA